GGCAUCGACGUUUCUCCAUCUCUCACUAACCAAAACAACGUUGUAUUAACAACUUCGUCCAAACGAGUUAUAUUUUGUAAAUUAUUUAUAAUUUUCUAAGUGAAAUCUUAAAAUCGCCACCCUCGGGAGGUCUAUUAAUCUUCAACCUAAGAAAUGAGCUCACCGGAACGACAGGAGGGGACGCCUUUGGAGGUGAUCCAUGAGUUCGUCGCUGGCGUGGACAAUGGCACCGUGCGCCGCGAUCUGGCCGAGGACUGCAUUCUGAGCUUCUGCAGCCGCAAUGUCCGCGGCGACUCGGCCAUCACUGGAUUCCUGAGGACCCAGGUGACCAAUCGCUACAUGCACGAGCGAUUCGAUGAGGCGGCGGCCCCCAGCAUUGCCACAGAGAUAAUCCUGCGCGAGCGAUUCGGCAGGUCCUUCGAUCGAGCCCGUCGUCGCCUGUACGAACAGAAGGAGCGGGAACGCUCCACCACCAUGCACUUGCGUCCCGAGAGCGACGACGAUGAGGUGGUUGAGCGGAUGUUCCCCGUCCUUUUGGUCACGCCCCCUCGCGCCUCGAGCUACGCCCUUCACACCCUCAAAUAUGUGGAGGCCAUUGGGCUGUUGAAGAGCCGCAGCCACAACACUCACAGUGACGGCGGUCUGGAUCUGGGCGAAUCCUGCACGGUCCACCUGACUUUGGGCUAUCGCAGGACCCAGCUGCCCGGUCGAAACGUGCGCAGCAUUGAGAUCUGCCUGGUUGUGUAUGAUCGGGGUCCCACAAGCCUCAACCGAUCGAGCUUGCUUCCACAACCAUCCCGUAUUCCUGCGCGACAACGUGUUAUUGGCCGCUGUAAUCCGACCACGGAUGACGAAGCUGAGGAGGCACCGCCACCCACAACCAGACGCGGUGUGCGUCGCACUUUAUUCACAGAGGAAAAUACCGAGGAAGAGGAGGCGGAGGAUGAAGUCAGCCAGGUGGCGCAGGAGCAGCCACCUCAGCCGGCAGAGGAAGCACCCCAAGAGGAGGCCAACGUAGAUGCCGUAGUUCCCGUUCUCCCACUAUUGGAUACACCCACUUGCAGCAACUAUACACCAAGGAAACGUCACCAAACCGCCAAUGGCAACGAAGUCACACCAAAACGGACGCCGGGACAGCAACGGCUGCGUUUCUAGAGCUAGAAUCCAGAUGCUAGCGAACACAUAUGUUAAAAAACAGUUUCAGCCUAGUUGCGUUUCUAAAUCUCCGUAGCACAAUUUAUUUUUUAGGCUUUAGCGGAUACCUUAGAGCAUUCCCCACAAAUUUUCCGUAAUUAUUUAAUGAAGACUGAUUGCACCCGUUUUGAUCCCGCCUUCAGGGAUCCGCGUCGCGCUAGGCUAAUCCCCAAUAUGUAUUGUAUUACAUAGCCCUGUAUUUAUAUAUGUAUUAAAGUUCAAUGUUAAUUGAA
This is a messenger RNA of Drosophila rhopaloa, 1427 nucleotides long. RefSeq names its product cell cycle negative regulator roughex. The transcript is spliced from 2 exons. Bases 154 to 1155 code for a protein of 333 amino acids. The record is from RefSeq and is a predicted model, not a curated record. Lineage: Eukaryota; Metazoa; Arthropoda; Insecta; Diptera; Drosophilidae.